Molecule: messenger RNA, 2619 nt
Organism: Chlamydomonas reinhardtii
Lineage: Eukaryota; Viridiplantae; Chlorophyta; Chlorophyceae; Chlamydomonadales; Chlamydomonadaceae
Exons: 5
Coding region: 434-1447 (337 amino acids)
Molecular function (GO): zinc ion binding
Source: RefSeq, a predicted model, not a curated record
CCGUGUUUUAACCCACGCGUACACACCAUACAUCCAAUAAAAUUAUUCCAAAGAACUGGGGCUUGCGGCCACGUUUCAAGACAGCUUCGAGUCUAGGAAUUGCCACCACUUGCUUUACAGCAGCAGUUUCGAGCUGAAGUUUCGACAAACUGUCUUAUGAUAUUGCGUUUGCGUUUGGUCUAGAGCAUCGAACAACUUAAACUUCCACCCACCGGGUUGCUAGUAAUAGCGAAGGCAGUCUUGAAGACUGCGUCCGCUCGCUAUUGGAAGCACGGCCACCAGCCGGGCUUGGCCCAAUCGGACAAUUAACAUCAUGGACCUCGAGCAAGGGCAAUGGCAGCGGCCACGGCGCGCCAGGACGUCGUCAACUGGGGCUAACGGGGCUAACGGCGCAACACACGCUGGUCACGCGGCGCUCCUAUCGGUGCCCCCCAUGCUCGGUCGCCUAAUAUUGGGGACGUGCAUCGCCUUCCUCAUCUUGGGCGUACUUCCAGCCAGCUUUGUGUUUUGGCUGUGCCUGAUGCUGCUGGCCUUCACCUGCCUGCGCAUACGGCUCCAGGCCCAACAACUUCAGCAGGCGUUGGAGCAGACGCAGGAGGAGCAGGCUGUGGAGCGGCUGGCAGGGCCGCUGGCGGCCGGGGGGCGGCUGCAGCUGGGCGGCGGCGGCGGCAGCGCCUUCGUGCGCCUCAUCCCGGGUGGCGGCGGACUGCUGCUGCUGCACACCGACCCGCGGGCCGCCCUCGAGCGCAUCAAUGCGCAGCUGCAGGCACUGGACGAGGAGGUGGGCGCGGCGGGCGUGGCAGCGGACUACGACGCCUUGCUGCGCCUUGGCCGCACCGGGCCGUUGCACCCCGCCGCCAUCCUGCACGGCGCCGGCCUGGCCCGGGUCGCGGCCGCUGUGGCGGCGCCGCCGCCCCUGUCGGAUGAAGACAUCGCCGCUCUGCCCAGCUACCCCUACAAGGCCCCGCGGGCCAGCAGCAGCAGCAGCGGCCCUGAUGCCGCGUCGCCACACCGCCAGAAAGACCCGCAGCCGCACGCAGCCCCGGCGGACUUGUUGCCAGAGCAGCCCUCCAGCGGCGCUCUCGUGAGCCUUGCUUCCGGCGAGGCGCCGGCGGCGCUGUCCUCCGGGGCGAGCCUGCGACGCAGCGGCUCCGGGCUCUCACCUCGGCAUGUUGCGGCGCAGCAAGCGCGACUUCCGGCAGAGUCAGCGGGGCUGAGCGUAACGGCAGGCGGCGGCUCCACGGCGGCAGCCCAUACAACAGCAUCGGGCUGCGGCGGCCACGAGGGUCUGACGUGCUCAGUGUGUCUGGACCAGGUGGGGGACGGACAGAUGGUGACGACGCUGCCGUGCCUACACCAGUUCCACAGCGCCUGCAUCAACCCCUGGCUGCGGCACAAGGGGCUGCACGCGAGCUGCCCGCUGUGCAAGACGCCCGUGUUCCGGUGAAGGGCGGUGAAGGAGUGCAUGGGUAGCCAGCAGAGCAGGAAGGAGGAUUGCUGUUUAUUUAGGGCAGGCUGUGCAUGUGCGCUGUCAGGCAUUGGCAUGCGUGUUGCGCUGCAUUUCGGUGUUGCAUGGUAAUGCAAAACACUGGAAGGGCGAUACAGUUCUUUAGGAUAUGGCGCUUUUAUUCGUUCCGGCCGUUCCGGCGGGUCCGCUUUCUGCGGACCAGGCAGGUUUAGCACAUGUUAGCUCAUGGCUGCAGGCGCGUCUGAGACUUUCGCACGUAUGAACACCUCCUGUGAAAUGUGGACUGAGGUUGGCAGGGUGGCCAGACCGCAUCGUCCAACGGAACAUGUGUCCUUGCGGGUGCAGGAAGCUAGCUAGCACGCACCAUAAUGGGAGGCGCACGGGCUGCUGUGUUUAUUUAUUGCGGGGGGUGCAAUGGACUGUAGCAGCAGCUGGCAUGUACACUGGCAAACGCAUCACACGGCGCCCCGUGCUUUGGUGCCGCAAUUGGCGCACCAGGCCGUGAUCGUGCGACGUUGGGGCGCUCUUCCUCGCCGACCGCGUCUGACAAUUAUGUUCGUGUUUAAGCGUACGUGGCGAGGCGCAGGUUAGGCAUGCCACACCACUGAAUGUUACUACCGUAUUGUUAUGUUGGUGGGUCUGCGCAUUGUUGUUGGUCGUCUUAAGUAAAGAUCAAGCUGCUGGUCCUAACUUAAGUCUGGGGUGCUAUGAGUUUUCCCCAUGUGGUCCUUAUGUACUGCAGCACUGUCACCUACUCUUUCGCAUUUAACGAGUGUGUUACCUGGCUGGGUAGGGGCAACUGAGUCUGCUACCGUGGGCGCGCGGCACGGCUUGCCGUGCGCGUGUGUUACCUAGGCGGGAUUGUGGGUGCUGGCAGGUGCUGGCGCGAUAGUGCUGAGUCAAGUGCUGUAGUAGGACAAUCGGCAAAAGGCACACUUGGAUGCCCCAGGGCGUGCUCCACAGGGUUCAGUACCGAAUGUGCGUAGAACUACUGCGUUCCGCCCCACACGUGCUGACUCGGGCGGCAACAGAUGAAAUGAGUGCACUCUUAAUGAGUUACCUACUUGUGGAUGGGCUGGUGGUGGUAUCAGACGCGCAAUGAAGAAUCGCCGAGCUGUAUGGACUCGUCGCCUUUGAGUAAUAGCAUGAAG